Messenger RNA from Scatophagus argus, 3040 nucleotides. RefSeq lists its product as uncharacterized. Gene Ontology annotation, cellular component: postsynaptic density. Bases 407 to 2242 code for a protein of 611 amino acids. Gene Ontology annotation, biological process: inhibitory postsynaptic potential. The transcript has 3 exons. The record is from RefSeq and is a predicted model, not a curated record. NCBI's taxonomy places the organism in Eukaryota, Metazoa, Chordata, Actinopteri, Scatophagidae.
UUCUUCUGUAGCUUUUCUCAUCCAUUCUCUCUCCCUCUCUCUUUCCAGAACAAGCCCACAAUGACCAGAGAAUCCAUCCAUGUCAUUAUCUGCGGGCCACUGGUUAGAGACUUAGAAAAGCCAUGAAGGUGAUGUCCAGUCAGAAGGAGCUAAAGUAGUGAAGAGGUCAUUCAUGGAAGGACAGUGAGACUGUAUAUCCUUACUGGAUAUUGAAUUCCUGUCUCCAGCUUCCGUAUACAAACUUUCUGACACCACUUCACAAACGCAAACACAUACAUCUGGGUAAACAAAACCUGGAAACAGUCCUGUUUUCUGUUGGAUAUAAUCCUGCUGACGUCGGCUGAUGUCACCAAUUGCCUGCAUCCCAUUCAGCUCCUCCGGGGGCUGAGCCAACUUGCAGAGGAGUAUGGGCAGGAGGGUGGCUGACCCAACCAAUCCGGUGCCUGCACUGGGGGUUCCCCAGGCAGGGGGGCGAUGGGGCCCACUGUGCAGCGUCGGGGUUCAAACAUCUCCCGGGCUGCGAACUCUUCCUUCCGUCAAACGACACGGGAGCCAACCAACCAACAUGCAUCGGCCACUCACCAUGUCCACAGACAAAACAACAGCAGAGACGGUGGCAGUUAUAAGAAGUGACAGCAACAGCCUGCCAGUGUCCAAGGAGACAUCACAGAACGAGAUCAACAGCCUGGCACAGGACGACAUGGGGUCACAGGGGUCAGGCAGCGGAGUUUACUGCCAGAUUAAAACUAUAAGGACAAACCCCAAGGACCCAAAACCAAAAAGAACAGCUCGGUAUACAAAUGGCAGUGUGGUAGCCUCUGAGGUGGUCGGAGGCGUUUGCACGGAGGCCACAGAAGGUAAGGAGCCAGCCCACGAGAGGAGGAGGGUGCAGUCUCUACGUGUGGAGGGUCAUCGCUCCGUAUUAAAGACGGGAAGUGUUUGUACCACAGUCCACGCCACCCCUCCACGGCCCUGUCGAAUUAUGACGACUUCCCCACCCCGCCUCUGUGCGACAUGUGGGAGGAGACGAUCGCAGAUUACACCUUGCACAGGUGCAUGUCGCAGAAGGGCUGUCAACCAAAUAACAUCCAGCCAAACUUUACCUAAUCCGCCAAGGACACUUUCUGUGACUCGCAACCAGUCAAGGAAAGAGUCUUCUCUGGACUCUGAGUCUCACAUGAAAAACACAGACAAAGCAAACCCCUCCAUGCGCACAUCAGUAAAGACUACUCAAAUACCACAACUGUCACACACUAUACCAAAAACACAUAGCUCUCAUUCCAACCACACAUCACACACACAGAAUAAAACAAAAGAUUCAAAGCAGCAGACAAGGCCACAUUCCGCAGACUUCACUCAUUACAAGGAUUCAGCCACACAAACAACAGACACACAUGCAUCCAACAACACAGAAAGGGCCACAAUCACAACACAAAUGCAACAAGCACAGAGACCAUCUGCAGAAACAACAGAGCCAAAUUCAACUGACAAACACAACUGUGAUUUGGCUAAAAUGGAGCAGGUUGAUGAACAUAAACCCACAUCAGCCUGUAUUACUUCUAAACUUCCAGUUUCUUCCCUUCACAGUGACUCAAAAUCUACCCACAGCCCACCGCUCCCACCAAAAAACUCUCCUAAAUCCACUCGUUCCAAACCAGCCACACCUGUAGCACAAACCAAAAACACACAGGAGACCACGAACACUCCCAAGCAAACAUCUACCGAACGAAUCAAACUCAAGGACUACGCAAAACAGAAGAGCAAAUCAUUUGACGACCACACUCUGCCUUGUAAGACUCAUAUGAAAGCACAAUGCAAUGGGGCUCCAGGAGGACUGCCGGGUGGACAAGCUGGGAGUGCACCCCGCAGGCUGGAGAGUCAGCUUCAGAGUGUGGAGGAAAACCUUAUGUCCAAUCAGGAGAAGAUCAAGGUGCUUCUCAACGUCAUUCAAGACCUGGAGAAGAGCAAGGCCCUCAGCGAAGGUCGCAGCUCAUACAGAACUGGUCAGGACAUUAACAACUGCCCCACCUGCCAAAAGACAGCCUGCAUCAUCUACAGUGUGGAGCAUGACUUCCGACAGCAGGAGGGACGCUUACAGGGGGUUAUGGAGUACCUGGAGGGGGAUUAUGAUGUGCCUGCACCUACUCUGACCAAGCCCACACUAGCCCCUUCUUCCUCCAGCCGUCCCAGCACCAAGGCUCGUGUCAAGAAACUCCGCAAGAAGUGUUUCUGGUGGCUGUAAGCUUUGGGGAAGAACCACAACAAGUUUUUUGUCCACAAGGCAUAUGGGUGACGAUUAUGUUCCAGGAGGCCCCAGGCUCUAGAGCUUUGGAAUAAAGCAUCCCUCUCACGGUCCUGUGGGUGUCUUUAAAAUCAGUGGAAGCAUUUUUCAAGCCGUAUCCCUGUAAAUGGUACUUUUCCCACAGAAAUCCAUCCUGAGCUCUGAAAAUACACAUCAGGGGACCAAGCAGAGAAAAAGGAAAUGCACUAAAGAAGAAAACGGGGACCAAACAAGCUGCUGCACUUUCCCCUCUCAUCUGUGAGGGAAAUACAUCUGAGAGGUAGAGCGAGAAUGAGAUCAUCAUGACCUUCCCUCUGCGCAAACCAGACUUCAGUGGCUAAUUUGAGAUUAAUUUUUGGAUUACAGUGAGGAUACAGUUUUCCCAUAGAACUGAAGCACUUCAGAUGGCAGACGGGUGGACUGUUUGUCACUUGGCUGACUAGCUGUCUAGACAGAUGGACAGAUGUAUGAACUAAUUUAUGCAAAGAUGGAUUCACGCCUACAGCUGGGAAUGAAUCUUCACAACGAUUUUGGCUUGAUUACAAAAAUAAGCAGGGAAAAAAAACAAUUCUGAAAAUCCAAGGAAUUUGAUAACUAAUGGGAAUACUGCGUCUUGACAGCCAAAACUUGAAUGUAGCAACAACUGACAAGGUGAGAGGAAACAAGUGGAAAGCAAACUGAUGAGCUCUCUGGAAACAAAGACAGCUUACAGGGUAGAUGUGAGGUUUUUGGAGAGCACAGUGGACAUUGUAUUAAGAA